Paramecium primaurelia is the source of this 728-nucleotide messenger RNA. NCBI's taxonomy places the organism in Eukaryota, Ciliophora, Oligohymenophorea, Peniculida, Parameciidae. The record is from the annotation of a GenBank genome assembly.
AUUUUAUUUAAAAAUUUACCACUAAUGAAACACAAUUAACAACUUCCUAAUGCACAUUUAAGAAAACAUUGGACAAGAUUUGUUAAGACCUUUUAUAAUCAACCAGCUGCAAAAAGAAGAAGAUAAUUGAGAAGAAGAACAUUAGCUUUAUGUAUAUAUAUUAUAUCCAAUAAAUUAAUAGCCUCAUCUCCAAGACCUAUUGAACUUCUUCGUCCUGUUGUUAGAGGAUAGACAAUAAAGUAUAACAAUGUAUAGAAACUUGGAAGAGGAUUCUCAUUAAUUGAAUUAAAAGAAGCAGGACUUAAUGCAUCAUUUGCUAGAACUAUUGGAAUAUCUGUUGAUCAUAGAAGAAGAAAUCUAAAUUAGGAAGAAUUAAAUAACAAUGUUAAGAGAUUAAAAGCAUAUUUAUCAAAAUUAGUUCUAUUUCCAAGAGUCACAGGUAAACCUAAAAAUGGUGUUGUGAAAGAUUCAACAAAUGAAGUUGUAGCAUAACCAGUAGCAUAAAAUACUAAUCCAGAGGUAAUUUAAAUUUGCUAAAUUCAAAGGUAAUCACAUUCUAAAGAACUCCUAAACGUGAAAAAGCUACUGUUAUUUCUAAAGAAUUAAGAGCUAAGAAUGUUUAUAGAAGACUCAGAUAAGAAUGGUACAAUGCUAAAUUUGUUGGAGUUAAGGAAAAGAGAAAAUAAGCAAAAGAAACUAAAAAGUGAUACACAUUUAGUAUAAUACAA